Molecule: messenger RNA, 3889 nt
Organism: Cyprinodon tularosa
Lineage: Eukaryota; Metazoa; Chordata; Actinopteri; Cyprinodontiformes; Cyprinodontidae
Gene: dhx34
Product: DEAH (Asp-Glu-Ala-His) box polypeptide 34
Exons: 17
Coding region: 241-3687 (1148 amino acids)
Biological process (GO): nuclear-transcribed mRNA catabolic process, nonsense-mediated decay
Cellular component (GO): intracellular anatomical structure
Molecular function (GO): RNA binding; ATP binding
Source: RefSeq, a predicted model, not a curated record
UGGUCCUACCGUAUUAUUGUUCCCUGUAGUCGCUCUGUAUUUUAGAGGUUUAUUUGUUUGGGGAUUUUUGUCAGUUAUUUCUUCUUUUGGAGUAAAUAUUUUCAAUUCACAGCACGAUCAUAUGCAGCAGUAUAUUGUGAGGUUAGGGGGUACGUAUUGUCUUGUUUUGAGGCGUGUUGUUAAUUAUCUGCGUCUUAAGGCCAGUCUGCUUUGGUUCGGUGUGGAUAAUCUACAGCAAACAUGGACGGGGGUAGAGGAAGAGAGGGUCGGAGCUGGGACUGGAAUAACCCGCACUGCAGAGCACAGAUGGAUCAGAUAUUUUUCCGUGAACAGGACUACAUCCAGACCGGAUCCUCCGAACACAAGGAAUUCUGGAAUUUCUUUGAUCGUUUCCAGCGGUUUAAAGCUAAGAGGGAAAUGUCUGGUUCUGGAACCAGAGACGAAGUUAAAGAAAAGAAAAAAUCUGGCACCGAAAAGGUGAAUUUGGGACUUCCAACAGAGUACGACCCUCGGUACCGGAUCAAUCUAUCUCUGUGUUCAGCGGACAUUGAAAAGCGAAUGGGAAAAACGGAUCCCAGAGGCAGGCAGAGAUCCUCAGGUCCAGGUCCACAGGAGAUCACAGACUGCCGAUUGGCUCUGUUGCAUUUCCUGGACUUCAGCCAGAAGCAGAGCUUUGGGAAACUGGCCAAGCUUCGCAGGGACCAAAAGAACCUGCCUAUCUUUCAGUACCGAGAUCGGAUUGUGGAUCUGGUUCGGCUUCACCCAGUGGUAGUGGUGGCGGGGGACACGGGCUGUGGGAAAUCCACACAGGUGCCACAAUAUUUGCUCUCGGCUGGCUUUAGCCAAAUCGCCUGCACCCAGCCCAGGCGGAUCGCAUGCAUUUCCCUCGCAAAGAGAGUCAGCUUUGAGAGCCUCAAUCAGUAUGGAUCAAAGGUUGGUUAUCAGAUCCGCUUUGAGACUUCUCGGACUGCGGCCACCAAGCUGCUCUUCCUGACCGAAGGUCUGCUGCUGCGACAGAUCCAGCAGGAUAAGACUCUGGAUCAGUACCAGGUGGUGAUCGUGGAUGAGGUUCAUGAGCGACACCUCCACUGUGACUUCCUCCUUGGGGUCCUACGCUCUCUGCUUGCUGACCGCCCAGGCCUCCGUCUCAUCCUCAUGUCAGCCACCAUCAACAUCAAGCUCUUCUCUGAAUACUUCCACAGCGCUCCUGUGCUGCAGGUACCAGGGAGACUGUUUCCUAUUCAGGUGAUUUACCAGCCCAUUCCCCCUGAGGAGCAGCCAUCGCGUUCAGAGAAACUGGAUCCCAGACCGUACCUGCGCAUCCUUCAGGGCAUCGACCAGCGUUACCCUCCAGAGGAGCGUGGGGACCUGCUCCUCUUCCUCAGCGGCGUGGCAGAGAUUUCCACCAUCCAGGAGGCCUGUCAGGUUUACGCCACGCACACCAGGCGCUGGAUAGUCUUACCACUGCACAGCACCCUCUCUCUCGCUCAACAGGACAAGGUGUUUGACGUUGCUCCUCCUGGCGUCAGAAAGUGCAUCAUCUCUACCAACAUUGCAGAGACCUCAGUUACAAUAGACGGGGUCCGGUUUGUUGUGGACUCAGGAAAGGUGAAGGAAAUGAGCUUUGACCCGAAGGCCAAGAUGCAGCGUCUGCAGGAGUUCUGGAUCAGCCGAGCCAGCUCUGAGCAGAGGAAAGGUAGAGCUGGCCGUACAGGUCCUGGUGUUUGUUACCGUCUCUAUUCAGAGUCCGACUACAAUGCCUUUGCUCCGUAUCCUGUGCCUGAAAUCCACAGAGUGGCUCUGGACUCCUUGGUUCUGCAGAUGAAGAGUAUGGAUCUUGGGGAUCCUCUUUCUUUUGUCUUCAUCGAUCCUCCACCAACUGCCAGUAUCCAGACUGCAGUUACAUACCUGAAGGAGCAGGGGGCACUAGACAGUCAUGGUGAACUAACAUCUAUUGGUAGACUGUUGGCUCAGCUGCCUGUCGAUGUUGUUAUAGGAAAGAUGUUGGUGCUGGGCUCCCUGUUCAACCUGGUGGAGCCGGUUCUGACCGUUGCAGCAGCCCUCAGCGUUCAGUCACCAUUCCUGCGCAGCUCGCAGCAAAACCCGGACUGCAACACUGCCCGCCAGCCCCUGCACAGCAACCAGGGAGACCCUUUCACUCUGCUUAACACCUUCAACGCCUGGGUGGAAGUGAAAGGAGAGAGAGGAGGCGGGUCCAGGAAGUGGUGCAGGAGGAGAGGCCUGGAGGAGCAGAGACUUUAUGAGAUGGUCAACCUACGCAGACAGUUCAAGGAAUUGCUGAGGAGCCACGGCCUCAUUGAGUCAGAGGACAAGGCUCCCUCUGGUGGCGACCGUGAGCAGCGCAGGGAGAGGUUCACAGAGAGGAAGAAGCUGCAUCAGUUGAAAAGACACCAUGAGCAGCAGGAGGGGACUAAACGUAAGGUCCUAAGGCUGGAGGAGGGCCAGGAUGGAGAGAUCUCCUCAGGAUCAGACACAGAGGGCAGAGGCAGAGGCAGGAAGGGCAAGGAGGGAAAAGAACAGGAUGUGGACAUCCAGGAAGUGAAGUUUAAAUUACGUCACAACGUCUCGGAGCUCCAGGAGGCCGUCAACAACAGCCAGGACUUGUCGUCGCGGCACCAAGGUUUGCUGAAGCUGCUGCUCUGCCGAGGACUCUACCCUCAGCUGGCUCUACCUGAUGAGCACAACUCCAACCGCAAAGACUCAGAGCAGGUGUUUCACACAAGGAACAAGCAUGGCGUGGUGAUCCACCCGACCAGUGUGUUCGCCAGCGAUCCAGAGGUGCUGCAUGUUCCUGAGGGCGACGCCAGAGAAACAGGACCUGACAGGAGGGACAGCUGCAAACAUCAGCUCUUGGCCUUCGUCACGCUGCUGGAGACCAACAAACCGUAUUUGUCCAACUGUGUUCGGGUGCCAGCUCUGCAGGCUCUGCUACUGGUGGCCAACUCUGUGGAUACCAACGCUGACUGCACCCGGCUGGUGGUGGACGGCUGGCUGGAGCUGGAAGUGAAGGAGCCCGAGGAGGCCCUGAGGGUCCUGUCCACAUCCUUGAGUCUCAGGUCCGAGUGGGAGCGUCUGCUGAAGGCCCAGCUGGGACAGAGCUCAUUGAAGGACUCCUCAGGCCAAGGAGUGUCUCGCAGAGACAUGGAGAAGCUGAGCGACGGCCUGGUCCGCUUCCUGCUCUACACUGAGGUCAAUUACAGCCUUCAGCGCCUCACUGCUUUCCAGACCCAGAACCUGUACAUCGGUCCUCAGAGCGAAGCUGAUCCAUCAUUCUCUGUGGUUCCGGAUCUGAGCCCCUUGUUUCCAGGAGCAGAAGCCAAGCCCGAUCCCAUUAAAGGAGGCUUAAGAGUGACAAGUUUCUUCACCUACAACUGUCUCGCUGAUUCAAAGGAUCUCUACAGCGAGUGUUUACGCACUUUCUGGAGCUGCCCGAACUGUGAGCUCUACAUGCCUCUGACUCCUCUGGAGCGGAUGCAUCACGAAGCUUCCUGCAGGCCUGCUGGAGAACAGCAGGAGGCCGGAGAAUCGGAAGGUGGAAAGGCCGGCUCUUCCUCAGCUUCGGGUCUGACGAGGGUCUAUCAUUGUGACGUCUGUAACGAAGACCUGAAGCUCACCUCCACAGAGAUCCUUAAACAUAAAAGGCAGCACAUGUUUUCUGCAAAGUGACUGGAUGAGGACUGCUAGGCACCAACUUUUAACCCUAAUGUCAAAACAAAUACUUUUUGAAGUGGUUUCUUUUCUUCUCAUUAGGACUUUUUAACCUGUUUAUUUUUCUUAUGGUCACUGCUUGUGAUUUCUCCAUCAGUCUGCAAAGAUGGUAAAGAUUAACUGUAAGAAAAUGAACAUAAAUCUUUGUUUUUUACUAAAA